AUGGCUUUCGGCCCAUUCGAAUGUUUUAGCACACUCUCUACGUUCCAACGACGUCGCGCUCUUAAGCUCAGUACUGAAAAAACCACAGCAUCAAACAGAAUAACAAGGGCCCGUGUCCUUACUAGAGCUUGUGCAAUCGAGGAAACAAUGCUGAAGGAAAUUCUUUCGGUCAUACGGUCAGAUUCCACUUAUGUGGUACCUGAAUUGACUUUGGAUCCGAAACUGAAGUAUUGGGUAUUGAUUCCAAUAUCUAUCGUUAUGGUUCUAGCAGGGGUAAUUAGACAAUACAUCAUGAACCUCAUUGGUGUCAAAGUCAAAGGGAUGCCACGGGUAAAAUUAACAGAGACACAACACAUCAAUAGAGUUCACGCAUUACUAGGUAAUGGUUCAAACCUAUCGGAAGAAUCAUUUCAGAUGAAAAGAGACUAUUUGACAAAAGUAAUGACAGAGACAAAAUACCUUGCAAAAACCACCACUAAAGAAGGAGAAAUGCAAAAUUUAUUCACGGAUCCUAAUACUUCAGAUUCCAUAACAAGAAUGGCCAAGGGAAACCUCGCAAGCUUCAUUCCUCAAACGAUCAUCAUGUGGUGGGUUAAUCACUUCUUCGCAGGCUUCGUCCUUAUGAAACUUCCAUUCCCACUAACUCCAAGAUUCAAAGAGAUGCUACAAAGCGGUAUAAUGACUCCAGAUCUAGACGUCCGCUGGGUAAGUAGUAUCUCAUGGUAUUUUAUUUCGGUUUUGGGUCUCAAUCCCGUAUACAAUCUGGUUCUGUCAGAAAGUAAUGCAGCAGAUGGCUUAGCACAGCAAAAUUCAAUGGGGGGCAUGCCGGGCGAACCCAAACCAGAAGCAGUCAUGAAGAAUUUAGCCAAUGACCUGACUAUUGCCCCACAAGAGUCCUGUUUCGAUGGAAUCGAGCAAAGGGUACUCGGUAAAUAUUUAUCGAAGUAA
This is a messenger RNA of Zygotorulaspora mrakii, 948 nucleotides long. It is a transcript of the gene EMC3, whose product is annotated as ER membrane complex subunit EMC3. The transcript has a single exon. Lineage: Eukaryota; Fungi; Ascomycota; Saccharomycetes; Saccharomycetales; Saccharomycetaceae. Bases 1 to 948 code for a protein of 315 amino acids. Gene Ontology annotation, biological process: protein folding in endoplasmic reticulum. The record is from RefSeq and is a predicted model, not a curated record. Gene Ontology annotation, cellular component: EMC complex; membrane.